GAAUCCAAAUUUGCUAUCGAGGCCCAGCGAUUGGAUCAGAGAGAGAGAGCUGAAAAAAGAUAAACAACAGAGGGCUGAGAGCGUGACCGGUCUCCAGACUGUAAGCUUUAUCUUCUCCAACGAGCCGAGCUCUCUCUCCUUGUAGAGAGAGAGAGAGAGAGAUGGAAGUGGCCAUGUCCGUCCGAGGUCUGGCUCGCCUUCCGCUGUCCAAUUCCAAAGUAAUAGCCCACGAAAAUGGCGUCUUUCUGGGGUCGCCUCUCCCUUUGCGAAAUCCUACCAGCCGAAGGCAGUCCGAGAAGAAGCGGCAGCUGAUGGUGGUGGAGGCCGAGGGGAAGAAAGGGAUGAUGGGCCGCCAGUUCCAGCGACCUCCCCCUCCGGCUCUCCCCAAGAUCGAGGACGACGGCAACCCCCGAUUCGUCAUCUUCAUCCGAACCACAAACGUGUAUCUUUGGUACCCUCUUAGUCUAAUAACAGGUGGCACAACUGCAAAGAUUAUGGUUGCUGCUAAAGAUAACUUUCUUGGAAAAUAUAUCUAUAAAGAUACUAUUGCCAGAAACCUGGCAGCUGUGAUUUACAGAGAUGAGAAGGAGAUACAAAAGACAGCAUUCAAGCAAUAUCGUGUGUUGCGCUCUGCUACUGCAUUUAGAUAUGGCUACAAACUUGUUGAAAAUAACAAUUUGAGAGCUGCCCUUUCUACGAAUGAUGUUAUUGAACUUCCAACACAGGAAGAGCUUAAAACUGUUCUUGAUAAGGUGAAGGACUUUUUUGGCGAUGCUGCCAGUGGUGCCAAAGAAUCAUUUGGGAAGCUUACUACAUUGAAUUCACUGACAAAUGAAGAAAAGGAGUCGAGAUCUGAGGUAAAGAGCUGAUGUUAUGGUCUUCUCAGUAGCAGGAAUGCAGGAGAACCAAGGUCUCUGAUUAAGUAGCUGUUUUAGAUUUGUUAAGACUUACAAAAUUGUCUGUAUAGUACUUGCAGUAAGGAGGGGGGGGGGGGGGGGGGGGGGGGGACCGGAGAACUGUGUAAGCUUUUGUCUAUUUCUUGAUCUUCAAAUGGAAUUUGCAGAUCUUUUCCAUCU
This is a messenger RNA of Phoenix dactylifera (date palm), 1076 nucleotides long. Its product is annotated as multidrug resistance protein. NCBI's taxonomy places the organism in Eukaryota, Viridiplantae, Streptophyta, Magnoliopsida, Arecales, Arecaceae. The record is from RefSeq and is a predicted model, not a curated record.